AUGCCAAGGAGGAAGAAGCCCACAGAGGGCCUGGACUCUCGAGGUCAGGAUGGGGAGGAGGAGGAGGAGGAAGAGAAGAGGAGCCCGGCCAAUGCCAAGAAGCGCAGUUUUGUGGAUGCAUUUAUCGUUAUAUCUGACAGCGAUGGAGAGCAGGAGUCAAAGGAAGAGAGUGGAUUGCAAAAGAAGAGAACAAAACAACAGCUGGAUAGAACAAAGUUUGCUGCUAAAAGAAAAAUUGCACAGAUGACUGAAGAGGAACAGUUUGCACUGGCUCUGAAAAUGAGUGAGCAAGAAGCCAGACAAGUGAACUGUCAGGAAGAGGAAGAGGAGGAGCUCUUGAGGAAGGCCAUUGCUGAGAGCCUUAAUAGCUGUCAGCCCUCAGACUCCUCUGAUGCCACCCCUCAGUUGUCUGCAGAAGCGCUGAGCGCGCGAGGCCAAAGCCAGCCCGCUGAGAAAGAAGGCUCUGAGAUCCUGGGAGGUCUGGCGCUUUGCCCUGACACCCCUUGCUCCGAGUGCAGCUCCCACUCACAGAGUGCCAGAGCUGAUGGGAACAGACAGAUGGAUGUCGCCCGGAGCCCCCUGGUAGUGUUGAGGAGGUUAAGCCAGGAAAUCGUUGAAAGCUCACUAGUAUCCAGCAUAAUCGUGUCUCCGGGGAAGGGCCAGCCUGUGACAAGGUCAAGUGAAAAGCCUUCCUCACCAGCAAAAAGUGAUUCUAGUAACAUGUUACCCAGCCCUCUCAGAGAGGACCUUAUCUCUUUGAGUCCCACCUUUGGCAGGGUGACUUCAGGCUCCUGGCAACUGACACCUCGGAGACUGUUCACAGGCCCCUCCAGCUCUUCUGAAGCAACAGGCCACAAGCCAAAAGAGCAGCCCCUGCCCUGCACUGUCCGUUCUGCAGGAGAAGCCAGUGCUGGGAGUUCAACCACGCUCUGGAAGAGCUGGACCGCGGAGCAGUGUGGCAGCCCCAGGAGGAGUGGUGGAGGAGCAGGUACCAAACACACCUCGCAGCCCGGGCACGCUGCCAAAGUCUGUGUUUCCACAGAGCAAGCAGAGCAGAACGAGGUGCCCGACAGCGCCCCUGAGCUUUGCUUACUGAAUGCGGUGGAGGAGAAGCACAAGCAGGAGGAGGCAAGAGACACAGUGCACUAUUACUGGGGCAUCCCUUUCUGCCCCAAAGGGGUGGACCCCAACCAGUACACCAAAGUCAUCUUGUGUCAGCUGGAGGUUUACCAGAAGAGCCUGAAGCAGGCUCAGAGGCAGCUAUUGCAUAAGAAGGAGUUUGGUAACCCAGUUGUGCCCAGUUCUUCCUUGAGCCAAAACGAGCUUGGGAAGGGGGAACAGAUAAGCAGGGAGAACGGUGUUGCUGAUGAUACAGAAGAUGGAGACCCAGAUGGGCAGAAGGAGUCUGAGAGCAUCACCUGGCUCCUUCCUUCAAAGAGGAGGGAGGCAGAGAGUCCAGGGCACAGCAUGGAAGAAGAGAAGAACUCUACUUCGGAUGAUGAACCGACCACCAGCUACUGCCAGACCUCCCAGGUGCUGCCUGCAGGGGACGUGCAUGAAGACAGGGAACCCAUGCAAAUUGCACAGAGCAUCUCUGUGUUGACCCCACUUGGCAGUAAAAGGAGCCCAGAUACUGCCACAGAAAACUCCGCUGAAGAAGAGAUCUCUAUUUGCCCAGAGACCCAGCUGAGUCCACCCGAAGCUAUUGAGGCAGAGAGAGAAGAGCUCUGCUUGGGCAGCAGAGAUGCACCUAUGCAGGCUGGUGGAGAUGAAGAUGCUGGCAGGACUGUGUCUGAGCACAGUCCUACAGCUGUUGACCGUGUGUCGUGCCCGCUGUGUGACCAAGGCUUCCCAGCUACGGAGAUCGAGCUGCACGCCAUGUACUGCAAUGGCAUCGUGGGAGAGGAGGCUGGUGAGGACAGUCCAGUGCUCACCCGGAGUCAGAGAGAGGCAAGAAGUAAAGCUGCCAGUGGUGGAAGCAGCCCGACAUCCUUAGACAUUGACAAGACAUUGGAAGGCGGGAGAGGGGACUCCUCAGGAUGCUGGAGCUCUCGGAGAACAAGUCUGCAGGUGCUGAUGCGGGGACCCCCCUCCCUGGACUAG
Messenger RNA from Leptosomus discolor (cuckoo roller), 2103 nucleotides. RefSeq names its product ubiquitin interaction motif containing 1 (gene UIMC1). Gene Ontology annotation, biological process: positive regulation of DNA repair; double-strand break repair. Lineage: Eukaryota; Metazoa; Chordata; Aves; Leptosomiformes; Leptosomidae. Gene Ontology annotation, cellular component: BRCA1-A complex. Gene Ontology annotation, molecular function: histone binding; K63-linked polyubiquitin modification-dependent protein binding. The record is from RefSeq and is a predicted model, not a curated record.